AUGGAAGACGACAAGAAAACGUCGCGAAGACCGGGCCCAUUCAGGAUGGUCCAAGGCGCGGACAACAGUGAAUCGUGGAAGGACUUCAAGGAAGCCUUCAGUGACUAUGCCCUCGUCGAAGAUCUCUACGAGCAGUGCCCAAGGAAGCAAAUAGCAAUCUUCAGAGCCUGUUUCGGUGAUCACAACGGACAGUUUUUGCGUAUUUUGAAUCUGCGAGAAAUUCAAGCCGACGACGGUACGACGGAUGAUGACUCUCCCUGUGACACGCUCGCUAAGAUGAUCGGGAAAUUGGACGAAAUAUUCGCGCCCAACGAAAACAUCUAUUUCCGCCGGCAUCAAUUCUCAAAAAUCAAACAAAGUGCAAGUGAAUCGGUGACGGACUUCGUCAAUCGCAUUAUGAAAGCGGUCAAGCCCUGCAAGUUCACAUCAGAAUCUGAGAUGAUCAUCAACCAACUCAUAAGCGGCACAAGUCUUGAGGUUGCGCAAAGAAUCAUAUUUGAGGCGGAUAUCAACAAAGAAUGGACCAUCGAGAAAAUCGUCGCCACAAUGAAGCAAACCGAAGCAAACAACGAACCUGUUACCGGCGUUUCGAAACGCAGAGAUGGCAAGUGA
Galendromus occidentalis (western predatory mite) is the source of this 612-nucleotide messenger RNA. RefSeq lists its product as uncharacterized. The record is from RefSeq and is a predicted model, not a curated record. Bases 1 to 612 code for a protein of 203 amino acids. Lineage: Eukaryota; Metazoa; Arthropoda; Arachnida; Mesostigmata; Phytoseiidae. The transcript has a single exon.